AUAAACCUGUGCGAGGACUCCAGAAGUAGAAGCAGUUUACGGAAGUGUAACGUUGAGGCCCUUCUUGUGGAUCUGGAGAAAAUAGAGGUUCUGCCUCCUCAGGAGAAAAAGCAUCGCCCGAAGAGGGAGGAAGUGGAUUUGGGUAUCACCAUUUCUAGGGGCACACUUGAUUGAAGACUGAGACUUCUGAAGAGAAGUCCAGAAGAUACAAAGACAGACCAUCCCAGUUGAAUGCUCUUUUCCAAGAACAGAAGAAAAUGAUCCAGGCCCAGGAAUCCGUAACACUGGAGGAUGUGGCUGUGGACUUCACCUGGGAGGAGUGGCAGCUCCUGGGCCCUGCUCAGAAGGACCUGUACCGGGACGUGAUGUUGGAGAACUACAGCAACCUGGUGGCAGUCGGGUAUCAAGCCAGCAAACCGGAUGUAUUCUUCAAGUUGGAACAAGGAGAACCACCGUGGACAAUAGAAGAUGGAAUCCACAGUGGAGCUUGUUCAGAGUCUCACUGUGUGCCCAGGCUGGAGUGCAAUGGUGUGAUCUUGGCUCAUAGCAACCUCCGCCUCCUGUUUGUCUAUACUAUUAUUUUUUGCCAAUGCUUCAUCCAGAAAGGAAAUCUCAUUGUACACCAGCGAAUUCAUACAGGUGAGAAACCUUAUAUAUGCAGUGAAUGUGGAAAAGGCUUCAUUCAGAAGACUUGCCUCAUAGCACAUCAGAGAUUUCACACGGGAAAGACACCCUUUGUGUGCAGUGAAUGUGGAAAAUCCUGUUCUCAAAAGUCAGGUCUCAUUAAACAUCAAAGAAUUCACACAGGAGAGAAACCCUUUGAAUGUAGUGAAUGUGGGAAAGCCUUUAGCACAAAGCAAAAGCUCAUUGUCCAUCAAAGGACUCAUACAGGAGAGAGACCCUAUGGCUGCAACGAGUGUGGGAAAGCAUUUGCGUAUAUGUCGUGCCUGGUUAAGCAUAAGAGAAUACACACGAGGGAGAAACAAGAUGCAGUCAAGGUGGAAAAUCCUCCUGCAGAGAGGCACAGCUUAUUACACACCAGUGAUGUCAUGCAGGAGAAAAACUCCGCUAACGGGGUGACUACACAAGUGCCUUCCGUGGCCCCUCAGACAUCACUAAACAUCAGCGGCCUCCUCGCAAACAGGAACAUAGUCCUUGUGGGACAGCCAGUGGUCAGAUGUGCAGCCUCAGGAGAUGAUAGAGGAUUUGCACAGGACAGAAACCUUGUGAAUGCGGUGAAUGUGGUUGUGCCUUCCGUGAUCAAUUAUGUCUUAUUUUAUGUUACAGAAAACCCAUAGGAAGAGAACUCAGAUCUAUGUGGAAAAAGGGUGGAGCAAAAAUUUGUAGUUCAUUAUGUGGCUGAAAAGCAUACACUGAGAGAAAAUGUAUAAGGCAGAGAAAGCCGAUAAACUCAUCCUAUUUAAAUAUAUGCUGUGAUGCACAGGCAAAAUCUGAUGUUAGCCUAAACACAUACACAGCAAUUGCUCUAUUGUGUCAAAUAAAUGAGUAAAGGAAGCCCAAGUACUUUGAAGUGGAAGAAAUGAAGUACUGUGAAUUUUUAAAAGAGAUGAAAGAAUUGGUAUCGGGGGUGUUGCAGUGACUGAAAAACCCCAUAAGGGGCAGUUGGUGGGAAAGGGCUAGUACUGGAAUGGUGGGAUGUGGGACGCAUUUGUGUCAAUUCAGUUUCCUUAGACCAGUGUGAAGGAUUAAUUGAAAACCAGGACCAUAAACUUUCAGAACUUUAUAUUUUGCAGAGGGAUCUGUGAAACUAGUCAUUUUGUUUCAUUAAACAAAUAUUUUAAAAUUA
Mandrillus leucophaeus (drill) is the source of this 1807-nucleotide messenger RNA. It is a transcript of the gene ZNF350, whose product is annotated as zinc finger protein 350. Gene Ontology annotation, molecular function: DNA-binding transcription repressor activity, RNA polymerase II-specific. Gene Ontology annotation, biological process: negative regulation of transcription by RNA polymerase II. The record is from RefSeq and is a predicted model, not a curated record. The transcript is spliced from 7 exons. NCBI's taxonomy places the organism in Eukaryota, Metazoa, Chordata, Mammalia, Primates, Cercopithecidae. Bases 258 to 1298 code for a protein of 346 amino acids.